Messenger RNA from Lutra lutra (Eurasian river otter), 2931 nucleotides. RefSeq names its product coiled-coil domain containing 8 (gene CCDC8). The record is from RefSeq and is a predicted model, not a curated record. Gene Ontology annotation, biological process: regulation of mitotic nuclear division; microtubule cytoskeleton organization. Gene Ontology annotation, cellular component: 3M complex. The coding region runs from base 813 to 2522 and encodes 569 amino acids. NCBI's taxonomy places the organism in Eukaryota, Metazoa, Chordata, Mammalia, Carnivora, Mustelidae. The transcript has 2 exons.
GGGGGAAGGUGGGCCUCACCCUAGGGGACAGCGAGGAGGAACUUCCUGCCCGCGCGCGCUCCUUCGCGCUGAGCGCACGGGCUGGGAGGCUGCAGGCGCGUCAAGGUCAGCCUGGACCGGGGUGGCCGCCAGCCUGGGGGCGGGAGACCCUUGGGGAAGGGGGGCUGGGCUGUGGCCUCCAAGCGCCUCGGCCAUAUUGAAUAGCCCCGGCUGAGCCGUCUUUGUGUGCGCAGGCCUCUCCCAAGGUGCAGGCGCGUCCCCGACGCGGGAAGAGCCCCGGGGGCAGCCGGUGCCCUAACUUGGAACCGGGACCCCACGUUUGCAGCUGGCGGUGGGCUUCGAAGCCUCAGGACGGACCGCUCCCCGGCUCACGUAAGCAUCCUGGGAACCGAUUCCCGCCAGUCCUUGGGGCGGGGGAGCCGGACUUCGUCAAGACUGAACUUUGUGGCGGGCGGAGAAGUUGGGAGGGAUCGGCUCAUCCUCGGCUGGAGAGGCGAGACCCUCCUGGCAGUUCUGCGGGGACGCCCCCCACUCGCCCCCACCCUCCAAGACUCAGGCCUACAGUGUAGUUUGGGGUCGUUGCCCCCACCCCCGAUUUCACCCUGGAGAUCUUAAAGACCCUCGAGAAAAGCCACGUGGGGGGCUGGUUCCCCUGGGGUUUCCUCCCCUCCCCCGACUGCCUGAUCCUCUGGAGCGUGCCUGAUGUCUGCAAAGAUGUGGAUUUGGACGUCCUCGUGGAAGCCUUGAAGCCCGUGGGGACCUUUAAGAAGAUUGGCAAGGUGUUCCGCAGGGAGGAGGACUCCACGGUGGGGAUGUUGCAGAUCGGGGAGGACGUCGACUAUCUGCUCAUCCCCCGGGAGGUCAGGCUGGCGGGAGGCGUGUGGAGGGUCAUCUCCAAGCCCGCCACCAAGGAGGCGGAAUUUCGCGAGCGGCUGAUCCAGUUUCUGGAGGAAGAAGGCCGCACACUGGAGGACGUAGCCCGCAUCAUUGAGAAGAGCACCCCACACCCGCCCCAGCCCCCCAAAAAGCCCAAGGAGCCCGGGGUGAGGAGGAGAGUCCAGCAGAUGGUGACCCCGCCCCCGCGGCUGGUGGUGGGCACCUAUGACAGCAGCAAUGCCAGCGACAGCGAGUUCAGUGACUUCGAGACCUCCAGAGACAAGGGGGACAAGGGGGACAAGGGUCACAAAGGCACGGGGUGCAGCAGGAAAGUGCGCAAAAUGCCAGUCAGUUACCUGGGCAGCAAAUUUCUGGGGAGCGACCUGGAGAGCGAGGACGACCAGGAGCUGGUGGAGGCCUUCCUGCAGCGAGGGGAGAAAAAGCCCAGCGCGCCACCUGCCCGCCGCCGCGUGAACCUGCCAGUGCCCAUGUUCGAGGACAACCCCAGGCCGCAGCUGUCCAAGGCAGACAGGUGGCGAGAGUAUGUCAGCCAGGUGUCCUGGGGGAAGCUGAAGCGGAGGGUGAAGGGUUGGGCGCCCAGGUCCAGCCCUGAGGGGGGUGAAGCCCAGCAGGUAUCCACCAGGCCGGAGAGGGUUGGGGCCUCGGGGUCAGGCAGAGCCAGCCUGGGGGACAAUGUGGGCAACACAGGAGAUGGGUGGGAGCCUGAGAUGCCCCCAAGACGAUGGAGGCCCAAAAUCAAAUGGGCCUCUUUUCGCCGUUGCAGGAGGGAAGAAGCGGCAUCCACAGAUCAGAGGGCGGAGGCUGCAGAUGAUCAAAGAGUUGAGGCAGCAGAUGAUCAGAGGGUGGAGGCUGCAGAUGAUCAGAGAGCUGAGGCUGCAGAUGAUCAGAGAGCAGGGGCUGCAGAUGAUCAGAGGGUGGAGGCUGCAGAUGAUCAGAGAGCAGGGGCUGCAGAUGAUCAGAGGGUGGAGGCUGCAGAUAAUCAGAGAGCUGAGGCUGCAGAUGAUCAGAGAGCAGGGGCUGCAGAUGAUCAGAGGGUGGAGGCUGCAGAUGAUCAGAGAGCAGGGGCUGCAGAUGAUCAGAGGGUGGAGGCUGCAGAUGAUCAGAGAGCAGGGGCUGCAGAUGAUCAGGGGGCUGAGGCGGCAGAUAAUCAGAGGAUACAGGCUGUAGAAAAUCAGAGGGCAGAGGUUGAGGAUAAUCCAGGGGCAGAAGCCAUAGCUGUCCAGAGGGCAGAGGCUGCAAAUAAUCAGAGGGAAGGGGCUGCAGAUAAUCAAAGGGCAGAGGCCCAAGCUGUCCAGGGGGCUGAGGCUGCAUCUGAUGGGGCAGAAGCCACAGCUGACCAGAGGGCAGAAGCUGUACAGAACCAAAGGGCUGAAGCCCCAGCUGCUCGGGGGGCCAUAGGGACAACUCAGGGAGCUAAGGCCCGGAAACAGGUCAAGACAGUGAGGUUCCAGACUCCUGGCCGUUUUUCAUGGUUUCGCAAGCGCCGGAGAGCCUUCUGGCACACUCCCCGGUUGCCAACCCUGCCCAAGAGAGUUCCCAGGGCAGGUGAGGCCAGGAGCCUUAGGGUGUUGAGGGCAGAGGCCAGAGCAGAAGCAGAGCAGGGAGAAUGGGAAGACCAGUUGUGAGGUGAAGAUAGGGGUGCCCUGAAACUCAUGGCUUCCUGCCGCCAUACUUGAAAAUGGAGGUGGACAAGGGCAGGGCAGCGGGCCUCCCAUCUCCACCCAGCACCCCUCUGUCUUGUUAAAAGUUUAUCUUUCAUGUAUUAAUUUAAAAAAAAAAAAACACAGAUUCCUUCUAGUCACCCAAGGAACGUAAAGAAAGUCAACCAUACAAAGGGGUCGCAUCGCUCAUGAUCUUAACUUCUACAAUGCAAUUCUAGGUGCUCGGCUUGAAGUGGGGGAAGCAGCAGAGAUACUCCCUCCCCCUCUCCUCUCCCUUUCUCUUCUUUUCUACUGUCCCCUUAACAUUGUCAGCAUCCUUGAACUUAAAAAAAGGGCGCAAGCCCACAUGCAAAUAAAAAUGUUUACCACGGGA